This is a messenger RNA of Colletotrichum scovillei, 3606 nucleotides long. RefSeq lists its product as uncharacterized. The record is from RefSeq and is a predicted model, not a curated record. The transcript has 2 exons. The coding region runs from base 2697 to 3476 and encodes 259 amino acids. NCBI's taxonomy places the organism in Eukaryota, Fungi, Ascomycota, Sordariomycetes, Glomerellales, Glomerellaceae.
CCCAACUCUAUCAUGACGGACUGCACCGGGCCCUUCGUUGCCCACUGCGCGCAAUUAAGUUGCCAUGAGAAUGCUUGCUGGAAAUUCUGCACUAGAAGAGUUUCUUUUGCCUUUUGGUUUUUAUAUCCAUCUGAACCUCCAGCCAACUUAAGUUAAUCUCAGCUCCUGCAGCUGUCAGCCUCUCCCGGAACCCUACGGAACACCAGCGCGGAGCAUAAUCUCACGUCGAUAUCACGACGUUCCAAAAUGACGACCUCGUCUGAUGGCCCGUCGAUUGCCAAGUCAGCCAGUGCUGUCUGGAAAACUCACUUCCCUUUGAUAUUCAGUCUGCAUUGUGGCACCGCCUGCGCCCGAACACACACCUCUAUGUGAAUGACACUUUGCAGGAUCGUUCGGCCGUUAUGCGCAUCAAUGUCCAGGCAGCGGGACGUUGGAGGAUUCGAAGGGACGAUUUCGACUACAUAUUCCAGACGGCCUCUGUCUUCUCAACUCUUGGAACCAGUCAGCUGACUGUACUUUUCCAUUUGGAAAUAUUUGCGACGAAGCGGGAACUGUUUUGCCUGUUAGCCGGUCGCCGACAGCAAAAGUCGCCGUACUCAGCCACACCAAUCCAUGCCGUCCUCGUUCUCAAUUGCCUCAUGGACGUUGUCAAACUGACUGGCUUCAUCAACGGACGAGGUGGUUUUCCUGAAAUGGACUCUCGAAUGAAAAUAGUUCGUCGUCCCGGUGGGAUCGAUGGGAUUUCCUGUUGGGAUUCGGCUGCGACGAUGCUCACCUCGUCUCCCAGAGUCCCCACGACUCCGGCAAAACUUGUCUCUGAAGCGAGCGGCCCAUGUUUAAAACUUCCAAAAUCGGAACCCGAGGGACCGCAGUGUGGCCUGUGUCUCGAGUUGCAAACGAUUAUUUCCAAAUACCUACCAACUGAUCUGCGAUGGAACCAGGAAUCCGGGGAUGCCAAGAGUUGUAACCAAUAUGCAACCGAUAUCAGGCGCGAGAAAGAUUAUGGAACAAAGGAUCUGCAGAUUCCUUGGAGGACAUCGUUUCCUCAACCUCCAGGGCCUCACCCUGAACGCCUCGGCCAUGGCCGGUGCCUUUGUCGACCUCUCUCGACCUGUCGACGUUGACAUCAUGUGAUACUCCAAGAAAACAUAGCCCAGUCGAGGUUUUGCGUGGUGCGGUCCAGGCUUUUUUGAGGCAAGGGGCCUUUCAGGGCUGAACGCAAAGCCCAGCCGUAACCAGGCACGCCAGGUUUCUCCUACACACUACCACGCUUCUGAUACUAGCCCGGGGCCCGAACGUCCAAGAUUGGAUCCCCUUUUCUUCCCCGCGGGGGCGGAACCUGCGGAUCGCGUGAGGCGACGUUCGAUUGCCUGUCUAGAUCACUGGUUCGGUAUUUCGGCAGCCUUGUGGCUGCAUCUGCUACUUGAAGUUAUACGACUCUUCGGCUCUUAAGCGCCGUGUCAAAAAGCUUGACUGGCAACGGCCACCGACGACGGCAUACUGCACCCGCGCCGCGUAAGUCUAUUCCCUCGCAUCGCGGGUUUCCUUGAAUUUUUCCUCGGUGAACACGAUAUCCGGAGCUGAAUCAAAGUUCAAGGACAAGGGGCUGUCAUAUUUACAGUUGUAUGCUUCUUUUUUAUUCCGUCACCAGGCCCUAGUCAUUUGUCAGUUGCGCAUAUCAGCAGUUCUCGAGAACGUCAAGAAAUUUGCGCAAUCCCCCCUGGGAAAGCGUUUAAUCUGCCAGCCUAUCGAAUCUCGUCGUUUUCGGAUUGAGUCGUGGGCAACCAUGCAACGAAUGGUGUCGAGAAGAUGACGAGCAGGGUGGGACGAAGCGAAGCGGUUUGAGGCGGUUUGACCUUGCUCACCUGCCUUGCUGUGUUCUGCAGCACCGGCCCAACCACAGCAUCCUUUGAACCACCAAAAGGGGAUCAGGGGGAUUGAACAAAGUUUACUGCCCUCAAACGUGAAAAACGCGAAGAGAGGAUGAGGAGAGGGGCACGAGCCAGGCAGAUCACCCGUGGUCGUGGUUAAUCGUGUGGAUGUCUCUCCGGAUCCCCAAUGCUUAUUCCUGAGACUGGCCAGGGGCGACCUUUGAGUUCCGAAUCAAGCAUGAAUAACCUUACAAAGUCUGUUGGUGGCCCUGGUUCGCGCUGCAUGAUACGAAAAGGGUGUGGGACUGAAGACUUCGGACGAGGGAACAGAGUUUCGGUUGCCUCGAGCACCUUACCCUUUCUGAAGGUCUGGAUGUAAAGGACUUGGGACGACGAUGGACCGAGUCCCGAAACGACCCUCUGCGGUUGGCCUGACUCAACGGCUGUUGCUAUUCUCAUUGCGAUGCAGAUGAGGAUAUCGACAUAUCGUCUCUUGAUCCAUGAGUGGUGGCUCAGCGCCCAGCACAUUGACAUCUGUCCUGCUAGAGUGGUUUCAGGCACCCUCGGUCACAAUGUCUCGACAUGUUCCGCCUCACGCCACUCACAGUCGUAUUGGGGGCACUUGAUUUGGGACGAAAGAUGAGUGAGUACAUAAAGAUCUGACCGGUUCCGCGUCGUUUAGAUCUUUUUUGAUUUGGUUCGACGGCAGGCCUCACAGUAUCAAAUUUAAUACAGACAUUCCCUUGGAAACAGUUGCUUCGGUUCAACAUUCAUCACAGAAUCAUCUAAUAUUUCACCAACUUCGGUUCACUUCAGUCCAUCAAAAUGAAGUUCCUUACAUUCGGAUUCCUUCUCGCCUCGACGAUCGUUAGCGUCAGCAGUGCUCCCACAGAUAUCGAUAGCAGGGCUGUCAGUUAUCAAAACAACUAUGACCAACACUUGGAGGAUCGCGAGGAGCGCAAGGAGGCUCGCGACAUCUCCGUCCCCUCGUUCGCCGGCGUCGAGACCACCAGCGGUGUGGUCGCCGACAUCGAGGUGGAGGAGAACGCCGUUCCCCUGAGGGCCCGCCAGCUUCUCAAGAAGAAGAAGGGCAAGAAGGGCAAGAAGGCUAAGAAGGCCAAGAAGGCGAAGAAGGCCGCGAAGAAGGCAAAGGCUGCUGCCCCCGCAAAGGCCAAGGGCAAGGCCGCGACCCCCGCCGCCGGCGCCGCGAAGAAGAAGGCCGCCACUCCCGCUGCUCCCGCCGCCGGUGGUGCUGCUGCCAAGGGCAAGGGCGCUGCUGCUCCUGCUGCUCCCGCUGGUGGUGCUGCUGCUAAGGGCAAGGGCAACGCUCCCCCCGCGGCUGCUCCUCCUGCUGCUGCUCCUCCUGCUGCUGCUCCUCCUGCUGCUGCUCCUCCUGCUGCUGCUCCUCCUGCCGCUGCUCCCAAGGCUCCCGCGGCCGCACCUCCUGCCGCUGCCCCCAAGCCUCCUGCUGCCGCGCCCGCCGCCAACCCUCCGGCCGCUGCUCCCAACGGCGCCGCGAAGCCCAUCACUCCCGCUCAGCCGGCUGCCGUUGCACCUGCCCCUGUCGCUCCUGCGAUUCCCGCGGGCAAGAACAACGGCAACUGAGUUACGUCUCAGCAGCUGGUUGUGGAGGUUGGAGGUUAAUGGAUAGAGAAAAUCAGCACUGGUGCUGGUUGCUUGAUUCGGUUCACGAGGUUUACGACAAUGCGCGCAGUUAUGGCGAUUUCAUAGGGCC